GAAAAAUAUUGUUUCUUCACACCGCAUUGGAAUAUAUAUUCUCAAUUACAACCUCGAACCAUCUCCUCCUCGCUGCUACUUGCCAACAUGUUACCGCUCCGUACCGUACUCCGGACUAUGAUAAGCACCAGACGGCCCAUCCACACCUCCACUCGUUCCCGAGCCCCCUACAAAGACUCACAGGACCGCAAAACCCUUCGUACGGGGACGGACGAACAUACCAAGUCCGGCCGCGAUGAGGACAUAGCAAGGGACCGCCCCGAUAUUGCGUUCAACGCUCACGAGCCAAGGCCGGAGGAAGCGGCCGCCCGGAGCGCAAAGAAGGGCGAAACAGGGGCAGAUCCAUUGGCGACGAGCGGCGCGAAUAAAGAUAUUAGCAAACCUGUGAAAGAAAAUGAUGCCGGUACCGAGGUGAGGAAGGGAGGGGCGAGCAGGGAGAAGAGCCCGGAGAAGAAGGGAAAAUUACCACGGGCGUGAGGAUACGUAUGAGUGGGAAGAUGAAGUUGUUCGAAGGGAUAAUUCUAUGUCCAGGAAAGAAGAAACAUAUGACGAGGAGGGAAUACAACUGUGGUCGGGGUAAUAUGUUGGGUUAUCGACUUACACACUUAGUCCAACAAAGUCAGUCUAAAUGGACGGAGCGCUUCUACAGCAAAGCUAGAUGUGACUACCUCUAUCGAGCAAAAUAUCGAGACAAAGCCGG
This is a messenger RNA of Ilyonectria robusta, 700 nucleotides long. RefSeq lists its product as uncharacterized. Bases 88 to 477 code for a protein of 129 amino acids. NCBI's taxonomy places the organism in Eukaryota, Fungi, Ascomycota, Sordariomycetes, Hypocreales, Nectriaceae. The transcript has a single exon. The record is from RefSeq and is a predicted model, not a curated record.